Messenger RNA from Moneuplotes crassus, 788 nucleotides. Lineage: Eukaryota; Ciliophora; Spirotrichea; Euplotida; Euplotidae. The record is from the annotation of a GenBank genome assembly.
UUAAAUAAACUUAGAAAUGGGUUGUUGAUCAUCGAAUCAGGAAGAAGCCAGGAAUCCCAGAGGUGCCAGGCCUCAUAACCACAGGCCUCAGAGACCUCCUAGAGAUGUUGUGAGGCAACCUGCUAGAGGGGUCGGAAACCAGCCAAACAUGGCUCCUUAUUAUGGCUCUCUUGAUAAAAUUGAAAAUAUUAUUCCAGAUACAAUGACUGGAGAAGGCAUUAAGAGGACAGAAGCCUUCACUGUAGAGCUCACUGAAGAUAAAUAUAAGAAAUGGAAAGACCAGUUCUGGGAAACUAGAGCUGAAGGUGCUGAAUGGGUCUGGGAAGUAUUAAAAGAAGCUGUAGAUUUAUCAGCAAGCGAAGCUAAAGAACUCCUUAAAAGUAAAGGCAUUAAAACCGAGCCAAGGCUAGGGAUGAAAAUGUGCUAUGACGAGACAGGCAAGAGCUAUGUCCUCCCUCCAGCAAUUAUUAAUGAGCCUGUUGGAUUUGGUGAGGAUUUGGAAAAGAAAAAAUUGGAGCAGAUUGAGGCACCAAAUGACGAAAAAGACUUAACUUUAACCCUUCGGAAUGCUUCAAAGUUUGAUGAUGACGAAAUUGAAAUUAGUGACCACAGCACAGUUGUGGAGCUUAAGGAAAAAUAUGCAGAACUGAAGGAUGUAGACGAUAUAAAGAAAAUUAGGCUGCUUUAUUACGGAAGGGAACUCAAGAAUGACUAUAAUCUCUACCAUUAUGACAUAAAUGAGGAGAUUAUCCUGAUAGCAGUCGUCAAUCAUGAUUUAGAUGAUUAGG